CCAUGUCAGCUUCCGUACAGCAGUGUUAGUUCAGAUCUGACUCGGGCUGACUUCAGUCGGGUUGAACUUCCUCCUGAGCCCAAAAUGUUCUGGUUUCUUCUGUUUUUAUCGUCCACAGUCCUGGUCUGUAGGGCUACCGUCCGUUGUCCGUGUGAGAGACCGGAGCUGUGUCUACAUAUCCGCGAGGAGAGAGACUUUGAGGUGUUUGUGUUUGAUGUCGGUGGAAAGACAUGGAAGUCCUACAACUGGAGCAUGAUCACAACAGUGGCAACAUUUGGAAAGUAUGAUGCUGAACUCAUGUGUUACGCUCACUCCAAAGGAGCCCGGGUUGUACUCAAAGGUGAUGUUCCCCUCUCCCACAUUGUGGACCAAGAAAACAGGACAGCGUGGAUAACAGAGAAGGUGAACUUGGCCAAGAGUCAGUUUAUGGAUGGGAUCAACCUCGACAUCGAACAAGCCGUAGAGGAGGGCUCGCCUGAGUACUAUGCUUUGACAAACCUGGUCAAAGAGACCACUGACGCGUUCCACAGCGAGAUCCCAGGUUCCCAGGUCUCAUUUGACGUUGCCUGGUCACCAAAAUGCAUCGACAAGCGUUGCUAUGAUUACGUUACCAUCGCUGAAUCCUGUGACCUGCUGUUUGUGAUGUCCUACGAUGAACAGAGCCAGAUCAUGGGCGACUGUAUUGCAAUGGCAAAUGCCCCACUCUCUCAAACACUGAAUGGGUAUGAUCAGUUUUUGAAUCUGAAGAUCGAUGCAAAGAAGUUAGUGAUGGGAUUGCCAUGGUACGGCUAUGACUACCCAUGCCUCAACCUUUCCCAGGAGGGAAUAUGUACUAUAGCCCAAGUUCCUUUCCGUGGCGCCCCCUGCAGCGAUGCAGCUGGUAAACAGAAAACAUACAAGUGGAUCAUGAAGCAGGUCAACGUUUCGAUGUCGGGCAGGCUCUGGGACAACGAGCAGAAGGCUCCUUACUUCAAUUACAAGGACCAGAAAGGACAGAUUCAUCAGGUUUGGUAUGAUGACCCACAGAGUAUUUGUCCCAAAGCAGACUAUGUGAAAUCUAAAGGUCUGAGGGGCAUUGGCAUGUGGAAUGGUAACAUCUUGGACUACAGCGAUGAACCGGUCGCCAGGCAGCAGACUGCAAUGAUGUGGAAUGCACUCUUAGGAUGCUAGCUGGGAUACGGUUAACACUGCUGCAGAAAUUUACAUCAGCCCUGAGCUCAUUGUUUGUUGCUAAGUCAGUAUAUCCCUUUGUAACAGUAAUGGGGUGUGACUUCCCUCUGAGUUCAGGGAUGCAUACUUGCACUUCAGAGUUUAUUGUGGCUUUUAUUGCUGUUGUCUUUGAAUGUAGUUUACGUCUCAGACAUUCCUCGGUGCGAACUGAUUCUACAACCGACCAAUCAUUUUAAUGUGACGUACACAAACAGUAUUUUUGAUUGAGCUUACUGAGAUCUGUGCACUUUGUUUUUCAGAAAUAAAAUGUUUUCUAAGCAUGUGAA
Larimichthys crocea (large yellow croaker) is the source of this 1496-nucleotide messenger RNA. It is a transcript of the gene ctbs, whose product is annotated as chitobiase, di-N-acetyl-. Gene Ontology annotation, biological process: oligosaccharide catabolic process. The transcript has 7 exons. Gene Ontology annotation, molecular function: hydrolase activity, hydrolyzing O-glycosyl compounds; chitin binding. The record is from RefSeq and is a predicted model, not a curated record. Lineage: Eukaryota; Metazoa; Chordata; Actinopteri; Sciaenidae. Bases 85 to 1170 code for a protein of 361 amino acids.